AUGAUCGGACUUCUAGCCCUAACCUCCAUCCCAACGGUGACAGGCGUAUCCCUCGCGUCUAGCGAGCAGCGCAAAGCAAACCAGCGCAAAGAAGAGGCCCGUCGCAUGGUGAAGUUCAACAUAGUAGCAGAAUGCGACGGGGACACAGACGAUGACCGCGAAUUAAACGGGAUGACUGUUGUUGUAAGAGACGAAAAGGUACGAAUCCCCAAUGCAAACCCAGAUGAAGACUCCACAGACAUCACAGACAUCAUAGUCUACCUCGCCAACCCAGAUCCCUCCAAACGAUCCCCACCGGCUUUCACAGCCCUGGCCUUCUAUAUCGAGUAUCCAGAGCCGGAAGAAUUAAAAUACCUCAAGCGUGAGCGUGGCCUCGGCCUCCCGACUUACGUCCAGGAUAACCCGCCCCUUCUCAACUGGAUCUAUGCAGAUAUCAAAACUCAUGAAUUGCGGUACGGAAACCGGUCGCAGAGUGUAGAGCAGCUAGUCGAGCCGUGGGACUGGUGUAAGAAUGAGAAGUUCAUUUCGCUGAAAGGGAAGCUGAAUUCUUUUAUUGCGGUUGAAGAGGAGAUGGGUGAAUGGGCGUUAUAUUAUGAUCGUGAUGGCGAUGAGCUUGCGCGCGUUCUUGAGGAGCAGGGAUUGUUGGAUUGUCCUUUUGUGCCUGUCAAGUUGGCGAGGAAGGUUGUUGAAUAG
Molecule: messenger RNA, 693 nt
Organism: Penicillium verrucosum
Lineage: Eukaryota; Fungi; Ascomycota; Eurotiomycetes; Eurotiales; Aspergillaceae
Exons: 2
Coding region: 1-693 (230 amino acids)
Source: RefSeq, a predicted model, not a curated record